UGAGCCUUGUUCCAGACGUGUUUUUUUAUCAAUAGUAUUUCACAACAGGAGGAACAUGUUCAUGAAACGUACGCCCAUGGAGCCAACGAAGCUUGUUACUGUGGCAACACUGUGGUCUGAAAACAGCACAACAUCCCUGCCAGUGGGUCCAGUCUGGGAGAUCGUCCACUCUGUCAUUCCCCCAUACAUCUUCAUCUUAAGCCUGUUAGGCCUUCUCCUUAACAGCUUUGUUCUGGCGGUGUUUGUAGCCCACAAGGAUCGUCUGACUAUAGCAGAGAUCUUCCUGAGCAACCUGGCACUGGCUGACCUUAUUCUCCUGUGCGGCCUCCCUUUCUGGGCAAUGUACAUCCUCAACGACUUCAACUGGCCAUACGGAGAUGUCUUAUGCAAACUCGUCAACUCUCUCAUCAUCAUCAAUUUCUACACCAGCAUCUACACCCUAGUCAUGAUUAGCAUCGACCGCUACCUAGCACUUGUGAAGACCAUGAAGGCCAGGGGGCUGAGGCGGACACUUUAUGCCAAGGUGACCUGCUUCUCCCUGUGGAUAUUAGGGCUCCUACUGAGCAUGCCAACUAUGGUUCACAGAAAGGUGAAGUUCUUGGAGGAGUAUGGUACAACAUCCUGUAUAUUGGAUUACACUCAUGAUAGCUCUUGGAAGAUGGCCCAUCAGAUUCUGUUGAACUUGGUGGGCUUUGUACUCCCUGUUCUGGUAAUUGUUUUCAGCAGUGGGAACAUAAUCAAAGCUUUAGCUGAGAGGAAGGAGAGUGUAGCUUUUAAUGACACUCAUGAUACAAAGGCCACUGCACUUGUGUACGCUGUCACACUACUAUUUUUACUGUGCUGGGGUCCUUUCCAGAUAUUCACCUUCCUCGACACACUCUGUGACCUGCAAGCUUUGGAUGAGACGCUGUGGUCUCAUACUCUCAAUAUUGGACAUGACAUUUCAGUGUAUCUGGCCUUCGUCAACAGUACCCUCAACCCACUACUGUAUGUCCUCUCAGGGCAACACUUUAGGAGGAAAGUUAUCGCCAUCUACAGGAAGACUAGGUAUCAUCGCAGAGGAUCAGACAUGACCACAUAUCAACGCUCUGUUGCAUCCACUUACAUCAACAGAACAGAGCAAAUUAAGACUCUGGUAAUUCUUAAUGCAAAUGAUCAGAUGUAACUUUUACUCUCUGAGAUGCUGUCCUCCACUUCCAUUGCUGAUAAUGGGUAAAGUGGAUUUACAGGAUAUGACUCAAAAUGUUAUUCCAUGAGACUUAAUAUGAUAAAAAUGCUCUUAUAUAGUUAAAAAGCUCUAUCAGAUUAUGUUUAAUGUUGUGCUUUAUGAAAGUUAAGGAUGUAAACAGAGAAAAUGGAUGUAAUCUGUAGGAGAAAUGGAAUCGGAUUACAGUUUACAGUCUCUGUAGUGGCACUUAUGUCUUACUUUGUGGACACAGUAUGUAUCUGAAUCUGUCUCUGUUAACUGUCACAUGGCCUUAUUAUUAAUGACUUGUGUUUAAAUGUUAAACACACAAAAGAAAACCUGGUCUCUCUGAUCUUGUAUCUAGAAUUUGUCUUCUAAUGUCUUUCCUUGUGUGUUCUUUGAACAGUCUAAUAUGAAAGAAUUGCCAGCCACAAACUUUGUGUUUAUUCACAAUGUUCAGUAUAUUUUUGCAUGUUGACAAAACAUUUAUUCAAGUAGUGACAUACUGUACAUACAGAAAUUAUGGCAGUCUUUCUUUACAAGAUCAGAUUUUAUUACUUUUUUAUCGUGACUCAUUUUUGUGUAUUACUGGAAUAAUUUGGGAUCAUCUCAACUGAACAAGUGAUGUACGAUUAUAAACAUUAAUCCUGAAUGCAGAGGCAUGAUGUAAGGCGUACAGUAACCUGCCUCAAACUCAUACUUUACCAAAAGACCUCUUUUGUAAAGUCCAAGUAGGUGUAAAUGGGUCCAACUUGAUGAAUUUAGAUUAUUGCAGUUUUGAGUUACUGUAGUUUUUGAUACUUCUGACUGCAAGUAUUAUAUAGUGCAAUUCUAGCGGGUUCUCUAUAACCAUGACGACUUUGUAAAGUUACAGUUAAACUAGUUACAGAGAACCUGUCCCACAUGAUUUGCAUUGCUCUUUCAUGGGUUGUCAGAAGUUUACCUCAGACAGAUUUGCUUGUUAGUUGGUUCAUCCUCUUUCUCAAAACAUUUAAAAAAAUAUUUUGUAAAAAUGUAAAAGUGAAAAUGCUGCUAAUAAAUCAUA
Seriola aureovittata is the source of this 2231-nucleotide messenger RNA. RefSeq names its product bradykinin receptor B1 (gene bdkrb1). Gene Ontology annotation, biological process: immune response; neutrophil chemotaxis; response to mechanical stimulus. Gene Ontology annotation, cellular component: membrane. The transcript has 2 exons. The coding region runs from base 56 to 1165 and encodes 369 amino acids. NCBI's taxonomy places the organism in Eukaryota, Metazoa, Chordata, Actinopteri, Carangiformes, Carangidae. Gene Ontology annotation, molecular function: bradykinin receptor activity. The record is from RefSeq and is a predicted model, not a curated record.